UAUCGUUUCCUAUUCAGUAUCGAUUCACUGGUGAUUGAGUGCUCACACCAGAGCACGUUGCCACUGACCUCUCGCCCCGAGAAUAAACAGUUUGGGCAGCAGAACGUACGGUCUUAUUGUGGCUGCUUAGACAUUUUUGGGGAGAUAAAAAUUGGAGAAUAGGAAGUGGGCGCUUGUGUUGACGGAAGUUGGCAAGGCGUAUCAUGCGUGUAAAGAAUUCACCCAAGCGAACAGUGAGAAUGAAGAAUGCUAAACAAAUCGCCGAUGACGUCAUGAGGGAUUCUGGGAAAGACAGGUCAUCGUCGCGAGAGAAUUUGUCAAAACCUUGUGAAGAAACGUCUUCGCAACUGAAUCAGAAAGAAUGUAUCGGAAUUUGGGAUGUCCUUGAUUUGACGAUAACAGGACCAUCGCCACAUUGUGACGAGUGUUGGGAAGACACCGAGGUGUGUUUACCAUUGGAUUACUCCGCCGCUACAUUAUCACUGAGCGAGCCCAUUGAUCUAUCGACAAAGACUCGCGCCCCGAGUCCACCCAAUUAUCCCCCACCAGCACCAUCAAAAGAAACCAAAGAAUUCAAGGACACAUUUCUGUACAAAAUGCUCACGGAUCCACUGUUCGUGGAAAAUUUGAAAGGUACCAAAAAUGCUGUCACCUACUCCUGUCCAUUCUGCAAGAAGCAAUUUCCCGAUGAGAGCAGUCUCGUGUUGCACCAAAAGCCAGUAGUUAACGAAGUGAAUAAGAUUGCUUGCUGUGCGUGCAGCAAGACAUUUACGCAAAAACGUUACUUGCGUUAUCACCAGAGAUCACACUCAGAGAGGACCAAGUAUACCUGUGACAUUUGCACCAAAAAAUACUCGAGACAGGACAACUUGACUCGUCACAACACCUUCCAUACGAAUCCUGACAAAUUUCCAUGCAUUUACUGCGAGCGUACGUUCAGUAGAAAGGAUUUGCUGAACAAACAUAUCAAGGGGCAUGAGAAUCGCUUCAAUUAUCAUUGCGAGAUUUGUGAUAAGUACUUUAAGGGGUCGUUGUCACUUGACAAUCAUCAAAAACAUUAUCAUAAGAAAGUUGGGUCGAUUGAAAAUGAGUCAAUGGGAUAAAAUAUUUUUGAUAAAUAUUGAAAGUACUGAAAAAAGAUGAAAAAUAUUAGGAGUAGAUUUUUCAUAUCUUGUUGAUCGAGAAGCUAUUUGAAUAGGAUUCUAGAGAAAACUUAUUGUUUAUUAAUGAUCUUUUGUCAAGUAGGAAAGAUAAACCAAAAAUUGAAGGUGUGUUCUCUCUCGUUACAGUUCAGUUAUUGUUAACGACAAAAUACAUGAUCAAAAUUCAGCCAAAUGUUACGAAAAAGUGUUAGAAAAUGAUGAUGAGCAAUAUAAUUCAAUAGUUAAACACCUUAUAUGUUCAUCGAAAAAACGUGAAAAAUUCAUUCGCCGUAAAAUGCAAAACUAGAGCAACUGA
This is a messenger RNA of Diachasma alloeum, 1458 nucleotides long. RefSeq names its product RB-associated KRAB zinc finger protein. Gene Ontology annotation, biological process: regulation of transcription by RNA polymerase II. The record is from RefSeq and is a predicted model, not a curated record. The coding region runs from base 204 to 1103 and encodes 299 amino acids. The transcript has 2 exons. Lineage: Eukaryota; Metazoa; Arthropoda; Insecta; Hymenoptera; Braconidae. Gene Ontology annotation, molecular function: DNA-binding transcription factor activity; RNA polymerase II cis-regulatory region sequence-specific DNA binding.